This is a messenger RNA of Gekko japonicus, 2880 nucleotides long. Its product is annotated as hippocampus abundant transcript-like protein 1. Gene Ontology annotation, molecular function: transmembrane transporter activity. The record is from RefSeq and is a predicted model, not a curated record. Gene Ontology annotation, biological process: transmembrane transport. The coding region runs from base 229 to 1833 and encodes 534 amino acids. Gene Ontology annotation, cellular component: membrane. The transcript is spliced from 12 exons. NCBI's taxonomy places the organism in Eukaryota, Metazoa, Chordata, Lepidosauria, Squamata, Gekkonidae.
UCACGUGUACGUGGAGGUUGAGCGCGGGUGAGGAGGAGCAACGCCGCUGUCGAGUGUAGCUGCGGCGUCGGGGGCUUUCCUCUCCCCACCCUUUCCCGCGCGCGUUGCCUGGUCCUCGCGACGGUGGCAGCAGAUGAAGGAGCCGGCGGGAGGCCGCCCGGAGCCCCUGCCCCACCGCCACUCCCCUUGCCGCCCCCGCCGCCCCCCGGGCAGGAAGAUGGGAGCGAAAUGAGCCCUGAGCCGGAGCCGCCGCCGCCUCCGCCUCCUCCUCCUCUUCUUCCUCUUGCAGCGCCGGCCCGGGAAGCGGAGGUGGUGGCCUUGACAGUGGCGGCGGCCGCAGCAGCAGCAGUGGUGGAAGGGGACGCAGACGUAGCAGGAGUCAGCGACGGCAAGAAGUGGGGGAGCCGAAUCAUGCUGGUGGGGAGAAUCGGCUUCAAGCCCGGCGGAGGCUCUUCGCAGGGUAUCGGUCGGCCAAGCGUAUACCAUGCUGUUGUUGUCAUCUUUCUGGAAUUCUUUGCAUGGGGUCUACUCACAACUCCCAUGCUCACUGUCUUACGAGAAACGUUUCCUCAGCAUACUUUUCUAAUGAAUGGCCUCAUUCAAGGAGUUAAGGGGUUUUUAUCUUUCAUGAGUGCUCCACUGAUAGGUGCUCUCUCUGAUGUCUGGGGAAGAAAGUCUUUCCUCCUGGUUACAGUUUUCUUCACAUGUGUUCCAAUUCCAUUAAUGAAGAUAAGUCCAUGGUGGUAUUUCGCUAUGAUUUCUGUAUCUGGGAUUUUUUCUGUUACAUUCUCUGUGAUAUUUGCUUAUGUAGCUGACAUAACACAGGAACAUGAGAGAAGCACUGCUUAUGGACUGGUUUCUGCCACAUUUGCAGCAAGUUUGGUCACAAGUCCUGCCAUAGGAGCACACCUGUCUGCUAUAUAUGGAGAUAGUCUGGUUGUGCUAGUGGCUACAAUAGUGGCUAUUAUAGAUAUCUGCUUCAUCCUGCUGGCUGUACCAGAAUCCCUGCCUGAAAAAAUGAGACCACUUUCAUGGGGAGCACUUAUAUCAUGGGAACAAGCAGACCCUUUUGCAUCUUUGAGAAAAGUUGGAAAAGAUUCUACAAUCUUGCUGACUUGCAUCACUGUGUUUCUUUCGUAUCUGCCUGAGGCUGGCCAGUAUUCUAGCUUUUUCCUGUAUUUGAGACAAGUCAUAAGAUUUGAAGAUGCUAGCAUUGCGGCAUUCAUAGCAGUGGUAGGAAUUCUAUCUAUAGUUGCUCAGACUGUCUUUCUUAGUAUCCUAAUGAGGUCCAUAGGGAAUAAAAACACAGUACUACUUGGCCUUGGUUUCCAGAUGUUCCAGCUGGCCUGGUAUGGUUUUGGUUCUCAGCCUUGGAUGAUGUGGGCAGCAGGAGCUGUAGCUGCUAUGUCAAGUAUUACAUUCCCAGCAGUCAGUGCUUUGGUGUCUCGAAAUGCAGACUCAGAUCAACAAGGUGUUGUCCAGGGGAUAAUAACAGGAAUCAGAGGCCUGUGUAACGGUCUUGGUCCGGCUCUCUAUGGCUUUAUAUUUUACUUGUUCCAUGUGGAACUUAAUGACUUGGCACCUGUCCCGAAUUCUGAUAAAAUAGCAUUGCAAGAUCCAAGUGAUGAGAGUGCAAUCAUACCCGGACCACCUUUUCUGUUUGGAGCAUGUGCAGUCCUUCUUGCUUUCCUGGUUGCCUUAUUCAUCCCUGAGCCCAGUAAAGUCAGCAGUACCAGAAAGCACAGCAACAGCAUCAGCAGUAUCCAGAGCAACAACCCAGAUCGAGGCAGUGAUGAGGACAUUGAGCCACUGCUGCAAGACAGCAGUGUAUGAGAGCUAGAUUUUCCUAAUUUAAUAGACUGCAAGCAAGCAAAAUCCAAAAUCCAUGCACUGAGGUCCAAAAUUGGAUCAGGACUUAACUGGAGUGAGCUUUUGAUCCGUUGGAAACUUUGCACAUUUCACCCACCUACAAAGGUAUAAUGUCUAGUUGGGGCUGGAUGUCAACCACUUCCUGUGUUUUUGUAUAACAGUUCAUGGUAAUUAUUUUUAUGUAUACGAUGCGCAAAGCCAUCAAGCCCACAAUUAAACUGAAAAUGUAGAAUGCCGUUCUUGGAAAAUAUAAUUUUCAGACAGAAUUGAACACCCAGAUUCACUGUGAGCGAAACACAGCCCCUGCCAAAGUAAUGUUUUCCAUUAUGCCCGUUUUUCCUGCCUUCUGCAUACUCCCUUAUAAUCCUCUUGGGUUUAGGAAAGAAUGUUCUAUAUGACUAACAAUUGAAGUAUUACUGAUGGAUAAAGGUCAUAAUAAAAUCCCUGAAUCAAUAUUCUUACUAAUACGCUGUCUGAUACCGAAUAUUGCAUUAUGACUUUUAGAUGAAGUUUUCCAGAAGAAAUUGAGCCACUGCUUAGAAAUUGACACCCUCACUCCUAAGGAAUCUAACUUAGAGGCAUGUGUAUAAUGGUUUCAUAUGGAACCUGUCUAAAGGGCUUAGAAGAUUUUCUGCUGAUGGAAGGUGCUACAGAUGCUGACUGAUUUGCCAGUGUGGCCAGUUCAAAGAUAGGGACUAAUCAGUUGGAUGCUGAGGCAAUUUACAUUUGUGCAUUUAUUGCAUCAUUUGUCACUGUCUGCCGAAUGAAGCACUCCUCCCCCAUUUAUUUCACUCCUGCCUUAACUGCUGUUUAGCGUGCAUUUGUUAUCCAUUAUCUAUUAGCCUUCAUAUCAGUACCCCUGAAGAAACUCAUGGAAUUACAAUUAUGAAACUACUUCCAGAAGAGGCUUUAAAAGACAGUUUAAUUUCUACAAAGUAUCAUGGUAUAAUUUUUAGAGGCAUUUUAUGAAAUUGCACAGAUUUCUAUGUAUUUUGCGGCAGUGAAAAUGGA